UUAGGACAAGCCGCGAGAGGCGGCGGAAAUCGAGGAAACGGAAGGGCAGCCAACAGAGGCAAUGGUAGAAAUCGCGGUGGGAGUGGUCGCGGUCGAGGCCAGGGUGUAAACCACAGCGAAGGACAAAGUCGUGCAUCGCCACAAACACCCAACAUGUCCGGAAACGCGGCAGCAAAUAACGCGCAAGCACCAGGCGGCGUAUGCAGAACAUUUUGGACGGCCGGCAGCUGCAAUCGGGCUUUUGACUGCCCUUUCAAGCACUUGAAAGGCUCGAAUGCAUCUGCAGGCGCGGAAACCAGCACGCCGAUGACGAGCACGCCGACGUCAGGAGCAGCUUUGGACGCGCCAGAUUUCUUUUCCGUUGAGGGCCUCGCUGUCAACGCUGGCGUUGGUCAAGUUGAACGUCACACGGUCAGCCCGGUUGAGGCUCACAACCAUAUCAGACCAUUCCUUAGGGACAAUUAUCAUUUCGAGAAUGCAGGGCGCGUUCAGGGAUUUGUAAGAAUCCUGGCCAGUGUUAACGAUCGUAACAAGGCUUGGACGUCAGAUGAUGCACAGUCGUUCUUGGAACAUAUCGUCAAUGGAAAUGGAGUUAUCAGGAUCGGUGACGUCCUCCGCUUUCGACCAGUGAGCCACUACAUUGGCCAGCGCACGGGCAACUUGUCGUUCCAAAGAGGCUACUUUCCAAUAUUCGAGUUUAUGAGUUCGGAUCUCAUCCUCAAGACAACACUUCACAAGAAUACAAAUAUACACGAAGUAAUCAAUUUCUAUGACACCAGCCACCUUUACACUAUUCUAGAACAUAACUACGAGGAGAUCCAAGAAGUCAUGCGCUCCUGCAUUGGAGGUAUGGUUGGAACGAAGACGUGGAGGGACACCACCCCCAAUCUUCCACCCAUGCUGCAAAGCGAUCUCGACGGAGUGUUGGUCUUCAAAUCUCUCACCACGGUUUAUCUUCAGUAUCUUAAUCGCUUCAAAGACGCCAUCAAACAGCAUCCAGACCUUGCAGGGUUCAUCCAGGAUUUCGCCAGCUGGUUCAAUACAUGGGCCGCAGAUGUUUGCUCGGACCCUCCGACCUUUCAUGAUACAGUCACCGGCGCUGACCCAGCUACUCGUCGUUUGGUUCUCAACCAACUCCGCGAAGAAAUCAAUCGUCUUGUAUCAAUUGUCGACCGCGAGUCCGGCAUCAAGAAGAAGACCCAUCAGGCACCUCACACGGGGAUGACGCCUGAGCAGCGGCGGCAAGCAAAGAUCAUGCAGCUCAAAUACACGUACGAUCCGCCGGGCGAGCUUCGCCCUGAGGGGCCUCGCCAUGACAAUGACUUCGCCGAUAUCUCGCAAGUAAGGGUUGCACCUACGCACGAUGAGCUCCUGUGUCCUUCAGCGCAAUAUUUACCCGUAUUCUCUCCGGAUGCACCCCAUCAUCUGUUUCCUGAUUCAAUGGAGCGACAUCUCGAUAUCCAAUUUCGCUUGCUCAGGGAAGAACUUAUUGCGCCCAUCCGGGGCUCGAUCGUCACAAUUGACAAUGACGUCACCACGAUGCUGCAAUCACAAGGACGUGCUCGCAGGAAAACCGAGCAGACGAAGCUCGAGCAGUUGCUUACCAAGGGCGGCGGAGCAUACAAGACAAGCGGGUUUGAUUCUGUCUUCUUCCGUGUCUACGCCAACGCCGAAUUUUGCCCUGUGAAGGCGGAGCGACGCGACCUCACU
Messenger RNA from Phanerochaete carnosa HHB-10118-sp, 1710 nucleotides. RefSeq lists its product as uncharacterized. The annotation marks the transcript as partial. The transcript has 8 exons. The record is from RefSeq and is a predicted model, not a curated record. NCBI's taxonomy places the organism in Eukaryota, Fungi, Basidiomycota, Agaricomycetes, Polyporales, Phanerochaetaceae. Gene Ontology annotation, molecular function: metal ion binding.